AUGGCAAGCUCACCUAUAUCAGAGCCCUUCACCCUGAAAAGUGGCCUGGUUUUGCAGAAUAGGCUUAUCAAGACCGCCACGGCUGAAAACCUAGGUGACAAGAAAUACCUCCCGACUGAAGCUCUGGUUGAAGCAUAUGAAACGUGGGCAAACGGCGGCUGGGGAAUGGUCAUUACCGGCAAUGUGCAAGUUGACGCUCGCUACCUCGGCCAGCCCCACGACGUGGCUUACAAUGAAGCCGUCGAGUACAAACAGAUGCUUGAGAGUUGGAAGAAGUGGGCCGCACCUUACAAAAACAGCAACUCUCAUGCCGUUGUACAGAUCAAUCAUCCCGGAAGGCAAUCCCCUGCCGGAUCUGGUACCAAGGGCUAUUUUACCAAGAGCAUUGCCCCGAGCCCUGUCCCGCUAAGCCUCGGGAAGGAGUUCUUCCCUAGAAUAAUGUCCACACUCAUUUUCGGCACCCCAAGACAGAUGACCCUGGCAGAGAUCAAAGAGACCACGCAACAGUUUGCCAGGACGGCCCGGCUAGCAGCUGACGCGGGCUUCCCAGGCGUUGAGCUACACGCAGCACAUGGGUAUCUGCUCGCGCAGUUCCUUUCGGAGAAAACCAACAAGCGAACGGAUGAGUACGGUGGCUCUGCCGCAGCUAGAACCAAGAUUGUGGUCGAAAUCAUAGAAGCCAUCCGCGCGGUGGUCCCGAAGGGCUUUACGGUCGGCAUCAAGAACAACUCGGUCGAUCAUCGAUCGCCAAAGGCGCUGGCGGAUAGCAUCACCCAGUUGAAGCUCAUCGCCCAAGCCGGCAUCGACUUUUUGGAGAUUAGCGGUGGCACAUAUGAGGACCCUCAGCUUGUUGCCGGCCUGAACACCAAUCUCAAAUCCGUCACGGUCAAAGAGAGAUCCCGAGAAGCCUUUUUCUUAGAGUUCGCAAGGACAAUCCGAGACGAGUUUCCAGGCCUUCCGUUGAUUAUCACGGGCGGAUUCCGCUCCCGAAAUGUCAUUGAGUCUGCAAUCACGGAGGGCGCGCUCGACCUCGUCGGCAUGGCCAGACCAGCCAUCCUGAACCCAUCUGUUCCGAUAAACACCAUUCUCAACAAUUCCGUCCAGGAAAAGGACGCAAAAGCAUACGCCAGGCUGAUUGAACCGUCGUGGUUGUUGAGGAAGAUUGGCAACGUUGUCAUUGGAGCCGGCGUGGAGACCGUCUGGUACGGAAAGCAGAUCGUCAACAUGGGAAAAUAA
Messenger RNA from Penicillium waksmanii, 1236 nucleotides. Its product is annotated as NADH:flavin oxidoreductase/NADH oxidase family protein. The record is from RefSeq and is a predicted model, not a curated record. Lineage: Eukaryota; Fungi; Ascomycota; Eurotiomycetes; Eurotiales; Aspergillaceae. Gene Ontology annotation, molecular function: FMN binding; oxidoreductase activity. The transcript is spliced from 4 exons. Bases 1 to 1236 code for a protein of 411 amino acids.